Hippoglossus stenolepis (Pacific halibut) is the source of this 6881-nucleotide messenger RNA. It is a transcript of the gene znf608, whose product is annotated as zinc finger protein 608. Gene Ontology annotation, biological process: regulation of transcription by RNA polymerase II. The record is from RefSeq and is a predicted model, not a curated record. Lineage: Eukaryota; Metazoa; Chordata; Actinopteri; Pleuronectiformes; Pleuronectidae. Gene Ontology annotation, cellular component: nucleus. Bases 31 to 4605 code for a protein of 1524 amino acids. The transcript is spliced from 9 exons.
GAUGGACCAAGGAGACGAGGAGAGGAGGAGAUGAACCGUUUCCUCAGAGCUGUGGAGGAUGGAGGUCUGCUGAGAGGCUGCAGGGAGCUGUCCCCCAACCACACCUCCUCCUGCAUCUCCAUCACCGCCUCCUCCUCCUCCUCCUCCUCAGCCGACAGACACGCGGCCCUGCCCUCGCUCCAGACCCGGGGACCUGGCGGGUCGGAGCCGAGGAGAUCCGCGCUGAAACGCAGCCGAGCCGGCCGGGAGGGACGAGGGGAACCGGGGCUGGAGGACCCGUCCGCGGCCGCCGCGGUGCGCUGCUGCUGCGCAGGAGGAGACUCGAGUGCCGGGAAGCAGCAGCUGCGGAGCCGGGAGAGUCAAGGACGCAGCGUCGGUGCAGAAGGAGCCGGGAUGAUCUCCGCGGUCAUGAGGGAGGCGGACGGAGGCGUCUGCUCCGACGUGACCGCGGCCUCCAGCGCUGCGACAUGCGCAAAAGGCAAAGAGGAGCGCAAGGGGAAGAACAUGAUCCGCGGCUGGAAGAGGGACCGGGACCGGGACAGGGACAGGGACCGGGACAGGGACAGGGACAGGGACCGGGACCGGGACCCCGCUCCUCCUGCCGCUCCCUCUGUCCGGCAGAGGAAGGAGAGAAGCGGGGAUGGUGCGUCUCCUCCUCCUCCUCCUCCCUCCGUCUUCCUCUCGUCGUCCGCCCUGCCCGAGCAUCAUCUGUGCCGCGACGGCCCCGGACUGUGCCGCUGCGACCCCAGGACCACAGCUGGAGACAGCAACAACAACAACAACAACAACAACACAAACACACACACACACACACACAGCUGCUGCGGCGGAGGGAGGAACGCGCUGGAUUGUGGAGCUAAAGGCGGCGGCGCUAUUGUUGUCAGGCGGCAGCAUGACGACACGCCGGCCGCCAAGAAACACAGAGCAGCCGAGAAGGUCGACCCCAUGUUCACUGUGCCGGCCCCCCCCGCUCCGGGCCACCCCGGCUCCUCUCUGCCCUCGGCUCCUUCCUUCUCCCCUCCGGCCCUGCCCACCUCCAACCCUAAGCAGAUGGCAGUGAGGACCAGGUCCAUCGGCACCAACACCCAGGAUGGAGGCGUCUCUGGGCCGCUGGAGGGCGACCCGGCCGGUCUGGGGCCGUGUCAGCCCGGGACCAGCGUCAACCUGGAGGGCAUCGUGUGGCACGAGACCGACGAAGGUGUUCUGGUGGUGAACGUGACGUGGAGGAAGAGAACGUACGUGGGAACCUUGUUAGACUGCACCAAACACGACUGGGCCCCCCCGAGAUUUUGUGAGUCGCCCUCCAGUGACCCCGAGCUGCCAGGCGGACGUGGCCGGGGGAAACGGAUGCGAAUGGCCAUGGCCGAGCGUCCCUGCAUUGAGCCGGCGCCCGCUGCCAAAGUCAGAGGUCUCACACAGCACAGGAGCCGUGGAGGAGGCGUGGCUGGAACCUCUGCGCCGAUGCACAGCAAGGGACGGAGAGGCAGCCUCAACCUCAUCAACAGCACCUGCCGAGCUCCACCUUCUUUCUUCACCGUGGAUGAUGUGAAAUCUUCGCACAGCGCCCCCACCCUUUCGUCUGGGAAGCGAAAGAACAAACCUCCGGCCGACCUGGACCUCAGCCUGGUCUCUUCUGACGACAUUAAAAAUGGAAACGGGAAGCGGAUUCGAGCCAAAUCCCGCAGCGCCCCGUCCACACCCCAGGGCAAAUCUGACCCCUCAUUCAUGGAUCCAGGGGGAGGUUGUGCCUCUUCACCACCCCCACCCAUUCUCAUUGACUGUCCCCACCCCAACUGCACUAAACGCUACAAGCACAUCAAUGGACUGCGCUACCACCAGACACAUGCACACCUGGAGGCCGAGGAGCAGAGGAAGCCUGAGCUGGAGCCCAUGAAGGAUGGAGAAAGUGAGGAACGACUAUCAGACUGUGAGGACACCAUCAGCAACAUAACAUAUGACCUCACAGAGCCUAACAACAGCACUAAUGCCAACAGUUCCUCUAAGAAACCUGCACCUCUCUACAAGGUGACCACAGUAGGGUCUCCUAAGAACAGACGGCUACUCCUGAGUACCGACCACAGCCCCACAGCUAACUCUAAAACCAGAAGAACCUCACUGCUAAAAGAUGGGCUUAUUGAUGACCUCAGCAAUCUGCCCAUCAUCUCCAACAUGACCGUGGUCCUGGAGAACUGCAUGGUCCCAGACAGGAACUCCAUGGUGGAGAUGCCCAAACUUGAAGCUGAAGGUUUGAUCGACAAGAAGGGAAGUGCAUGUGAUAAAGGCAAGAAGGCCAAUGGGAAGGUGGAGAAACUUUCCAAGUCACGGACAAACCGGCCAAUUGCUCCAGCUCCUGCUCCUCCCAAGCUGAUCGCCAUACCCAAUGCAACGUAUCCCCCCGGCACAGCAGAUACUGCCCCCCCACAGCAGCCCUCUCCCAUGGCAGCUGUGGGUCUCACGAGUAAAACCCUUCCUCUAAAACCCAUCAAACCAAAGCUGAGCAUUGUUGUGGAGCCGAGCCUCGUCAAAGCAACACUGGUUACCUGCAGCAAAGAGACGAGGAAGAAGGAAAAGCGGAGGCUGAAGGACAAACAUAACAAAGACGAGUCCACCAGGACACCUAAUGGAGACAGCAGCGGGAUCAAAAUGGAGGAUGGUGUUGGUGGAUCUAAAAUGGGUGUCAAGGAAAUUUCUGGAAGCCUUCUGAAGGAACACCUCAGCAAGCAGGACGUGAUGAAUGGACUCACAGAAAGCCAAGAGAGCAGGAUGGCCAGUAUCCGUGCAGAGGCCGACAAGGUCUACACCUUCACCGACAACGCCCCCAGUCCCUCCAUCGGCAGUUCAUCACGGAUCGACGCAGGUGGGAGUUGCUUGGUAGCAGCUGACAGCAGCAGCAAGAACAACAGUCCCGCUUACUCCGACAUCUCAGAUGCCGGGGACGAUGGAUCCUCUGAAUGUCGGUCAGAUGGGCUCAGAUCCAAGUCUAGCUCGUCUGCCUCUUCUGACGUGAGCUCUAACGGUAACCAUAGUAACUCUGGUAAAACCCCUCCCACUUCAUCUGCCCCAUCUUCUAAAGACUCCCAGUCUCCAUACUACCACAGCUACGAACCCUACUACCUGCCGGGGUACAUGCAGUCGGAAAGGCAGAACAGCAGCAGUGUUACUUUCCACAAAAGCUCUGCCCAUGACGGCAAAGGGAAAGACAGAAAGGAAGAAGUGAAGGAGGAUGACAAAAGCUCUUCCAACGAGUUCUUGGACUCUAAGAAAGGCGAUGGGCCGCCUCAAUCUCAGCUGCAGCUGGCAAUGAGUCAGACCCAGACGGCGUUAGCCCAGUCCCUGUACUAUGGCCAGUACUCCAGAGGACUUUACAUGGACCAGAAACUGUUACUGGCCUCCAAAUGCUGUGACCAGCCACCAGGUGCCAAGCAGAGGGGCGAGAGGGGUCAGGGGUUGAGAGACAGUGAGGACCUUAAACAUAUGGUUGGAGGACCAGCCAGUGGACCCUUGCUAGGGAAGGGUCCGGACGGUGCUAAAGGCUGCUGUCCCAAACCCAUCCUGUCCUACGUGGAGAUGAGUGAGAGAGGAGAAAGGGGACAGGGUCUGAGCUUGAAGGCGGUUCACGGUGGACUGGUGGACCAGCACCAGGUCUCGAUGAAAGACUGUGAUGACAUCAAGUCACCCUCUUCUUCCUCUUCUUCAUCACUCCACAACGCGAACAGUCAGACAGAUCUGGACUCAAAUGUUUCCUUUUCCAGUCCCUCAGACGGACCGGCCUGGGCUCACCGCCUCGCUCACAGCAAAUACUCCGAGCUGCAGCACGGGGAGGAGGCCGAGGAGGGGGAAGCAGACAGGGGCAAAGAAUGGGGAGCUACCGUGGAGCCGGCCGGGGCCAAGAUGACCUCAGGAGGAGGAGACAGAGGAGCAGGCGGGGAUGCUAAAAAAGCCAGGGUCCAUGGAUCCCACGAUCUCCCACCAGCCCUCGACCCCGAGGACUCCGACCGGCUGGAGGGGCUGGACGAUCAGGGUCAGGAGCCAAUAGGAGGGCUGUCUGAGGAGUCUCAGAGUGCCCGGGCAGCGGUGUCUCCUCCCAUGACGCCCCAGCAGCCCUACAUCCAGUACCAGCACUCCUCCUACCCGCCCUACCUGGCAAUGUGCGAGAGCAGCGGGGCCUCCUACAGAGGGGUGUCCCCAACGCUGGUCCACAACUACCCAGGUUUCCACUACCCUCUGUACGGUAAGACGGCCGGCAGGGAGGAGUCAGAGGUGACCCCAGCCGGCAGAGGGGGGGCGGUGAGCAGCAAGCAGAGCAGCGACUCCACCUCUCCCUCGGCCAUGGAGCUGCUGCAGCAACAGAGCCACCAGUACCACGGAAAAUCUCCUGCUCCUGGAGAGAAGGGUUCCCCGGAGGGAGAGAGAGAGACGGAGAGAGAGAGGAACCACGUGUCGUUCGCCCGACACCUCCACACACACCACCACACACACUUGGGUAUGAGCUACAACCUGAUGUCAGGGCAGUACGACAUCUACCAAGGGUUGAGCUCCAGGUCGCUGGUCUCCAGUCAGCAGGUGGCAGGACACUCCUCUACUGAGGCCGAAGGGAAGAAGUAGGACCAUGUGACCACGUCUCACAUGAGGAACGGCAGAUUUAUCAGACAUCAAUUCCAUGGUGUUGAAUAAGCUUCGCCUCGCUGAGAGGCAGAGAACAAGAAAAUAACCUCUUUCAUUUCUUACUGAUGACAACCACCUGUUUUAUAACACGUCUCCCAGGAGCAGACGGGCGGCCUGAGGGACGGACUGAGGGACGGACAGGAUGUGGACCUUGUUGAACUUCCUGUAUAAAUCCUGAAUCACAAACUUUUCAAGCUUCAGUUUUGCAGAGUUUUGACCGAUGCAGGUGGCGCAGACGAAACUAAACAUCCCAGAGCGCAGCGCACGCAGCUCUUUAUAAAAUGCACAUUUAUCGUAGUGUAUUAUGACGAUGAUAUGACUGAAUGUAAUGAUGAUGACUUCAUUUAUCCCAAUAGUGUUGAUGGUUUUUUAAAACUUCUAUUGGGAAACAGCAGUAGGAAGCUAAAAAGUCUAUUAUUCUCCUUAUUAUUCUCAUGAUGAUAUUGAAGUGGUCCUCCUCCCUCCAUAGUGCUGACGCUACAUUUGUAUUACUAACCUGUACUUGAGCGUAACCAUGUUGAUUGUAUUGUCUUUAUGUGAGAGUAAACUUCACAUCGACCUGCCCAGUGCCAUGUAGGAACCCAGCGGUGUAAAUAUUGUGUACAGAUUCAUGGCAGAGCACUAACAUGCUUUAUCGUACUCUAUGUUGAUCUCCAUCAGCCAUGCAGGGGAGCAGCAGGCGGAGCACAGGAAGCAGCCGGCUCCGUCAGGGAGCUUCACUGCACCUGCAGCUGCAUGUGGGAACGAUUUCACUGGUUGACUUUCAUUGACAGAGUUAGUUUCUGUCGUGUUUUCAGGAACAGGAACCAAACUUCAUGUGUUUGUUUCCAUUUGAUCUGGUUCGUUGUAAUUUAGGGACUAAAGAAUAUGUCGUCUGACGAACGUACGUCCUGUCGUGAUUGGUUCGUCGACGGCGUCUGACGUCAGCUGUCACACCGGAUGUUUUGGUUCAGACUAAACUGAAAAGUCUGAAGGUGUCUGAACCCGACAAGGUGUGAACGAGUCCAUUGUGAUAAAAGCAUUUUCAUAUUUAAAAGAAGUUUGAGAACAUUAUAAAUUCAUUUAGUUUUAAUUCAAAUGUAACUUUUCUAAAUUGGUGCUUUCUGCUUGAUCAAGUGUUUCCUUCAGAACAUCUGUUUUAAAUAACAAAACCAAAUAGAACAAACUACUUCUCUUGAUUAAAAGAUAAAAAACCAGCUGGAGAACGUGAUGAAAAACAGAAACUGAAAUGUGUUUAAAUUAAAAUGGCUACUUUUUGACCGUCAGUGAUCCCGGUGGAGUUGCCGUCUUCUCCGAAUUCCCACAAUCCUUUGCCCUGCCUCUGCUCCAAUGCCCUCUACAAGCUAACUAGCUCAGUGCAGAGCCUCUGAUAGACACAACAAUCGUUUAUUUGACCCACUCUCUGAGAUCUGGUGCUGUGCUCCACCGAACCACUGGAGACCCAAUGAGAUCUUUGUCUCUGUGCUGGACGUGUUACUGGAGGACGCCUCUAGGGGGCAACAGAGAGUUGGCGACAGACACUUAUUGUCGAUGUCUCAAAUGGUGCUGAUCUGUCGCCAGAUAUUUGGACAAACAUAUUCUUCACUUCGCAGCGUUAAUGACACAUCGUACAAAAUGCUUCUAAUCGCAGACUUGGUCCUUUAGCUUUUCUUCUGCCAUCCUCCCCCUACGCUGCCCCCUACCUUUCAUUGACAUAUGGCAUCUCGGUGAAGCGUGGCGUUUAUUUCUGCACAACCACCGUGCAGCCGCCAACACGAACCCAGAGACACAGUCCAGUGUUGCAUUAACUCUACGUCCUGAUGCUGCCUUCACAUCAUGUGGAAGCUACAACCUCACAACUUUACAGUCACGUCCAGAUGUUGUGAAAUGCAGCAGAAGGACACAUACAGUGAAUUCUCUCAUAGUCGCCAUGGCUAUCACAAUAAAACUGUGUCUAUCAGCAGCUCUGCCUCACUUACACAACACCUUACCUGCAUAGUAUCAGUGAUCAUUCUAUUACUUGAAUAUAGUGCUAUGAACUCUGUUUACAAAAUGCUGUCACGGAGACACAGUGUUGUCUUAUACAGGCUGCUUGGUAAGUUCAGUUCAUCCACCUGGUGUAUCCAUUUAAUAACACACUCAAAUCGUAUGAAUAUCAAACCUGCUGUUGCUUUUUUAUACUGUAUAUGCCUUAAUUCAUAUGUUUGGCAAUCAUGAUUAAAGGAUGUUUAUAUAUA